Molecule: messenger RNA, 5613 nt
Organism: Closterium sp. NIES-65
Lineage: Eukaryota; Viridiplantae; Streptophyta; Zygnematophyceae; Desmidiales; Closteriaceae
Source: the annotation of a GenBank genome assembly
AUGCUAGGUUCGGGAAAGGCGGUGUCUGCUGUCGCUGCAGGCGUUGCGGGUGGUUCCAGCGGCGGGGGUGGGUUCUCUGCGGUUGCUGCUAAGGCUGUGCCGUUGGGUCGGUCCGGCUCGUAUAAACUGACGGCUCUGGCGAUCGGAGCAGGAAGCAAGGGGGGAUUGGGCUUGGGAGCCGGGGGCGGUGAGAGAGGCAAGGACGGCGGGGAGAGGGCGAGAGCAGGAGAGGAACGCGGGAAAGAAGGGGGGGCAGGAGCAGGGGGAGCAGCAAAAGCUGCAGGGGUAGCAGGAGCAGCAGGGUUUGGAGGGAGGAAAGACGGGGGAACGGAGGGCUCUGGCAAAGGGGGUGAGAGGAAGGGAGAGGAGGCGAGAAAAGGCACAGGAGGAGGAGGAGGAGGUGGGUUAGGAGGAGGCGGUGAAGGGGGCGGAGGAGCGCGCGAGAGGGAGGGCGGAGAAAGGGAGGACGGGGACAGAGAGGAGGGUGCCAGGCGUAGAGCAGGAUUGGAUAGAGCAGGAUCGUAUAAGUCAGGAGGAUUGAUGAGAAAGAAGAAGCGAGUAGCAAGGUUUUUGGAGGAGGAAGAGGAGGAUGAGGAGGAGAAGGAUCGGAGGUUCAUUGCUUCGGAUGAUGAGGAUGAGAUGGAUGUGGGUGGGAGCAGAAGCGGAGGAAGGGGAGGAGACGCGCGGUACAGAUCGUGGAAGGAAGGAGGAGAGGAAGGUGCCGGGGAAGGUUCGGAGGAAGGUGAGGAGGAGGGGUUGUACGAAGGGGAUGAGGAAGAGGAGGAGGAGGAUGAGCAAGUGGCAGGGUGGGACAGCGUGUGCUACAUCUGUGAUGAUGGGGGUGACUUGGUGUGCUGUGACGGCCCCUGUAUGCGCUCUUUCCAUGUGGAGCCGGAUGACGAGGAGGAGAAACGGAGGGACAAGUUCCACUGCCCGACCAUUGGGUUGACGGAUAGUGAGGAGGCUGCAGAGGAGGAGGAAGAGGAGGAGAUGGAGAUGGAAGGAUUUGGGUUGAGCGAGACGGCUGCAGCAGGUGCAUCAGCGUCUGCCAGAGCUGCUGCUUCUGCCGCUGCUGCUGAAUCAUCCUGGUCAGCACAGGAGAAAGGACAAGCAGCAGCAGCAGGAGCAGCGGCAGGAGGAGCAGCAGGAGCGGUGGGGGAGAAGGGGAAGGGGAAGAAGAGGUCGUGGAUUGAGAGGGAGAGGGAGGAGAGGGAGGCGGCUCUGAAGGCGAUGGAGAGUAUUGGAGGCAUUCAGAGCCGCAAGGGCGGGCUCACUCACAAGGAGAUGGCGCAGAGCUGGAACAAAGGCAAGGCCCCACGGCACAUGUUCCAGUACCCCUGCGACCUGGACGCGUCCAGAGCUCGCCUGAGCAAGAUUUUCGAGGAUGCAGCGAAGCAGGUCACAGAACAGACGGCCAAGGCCGGCCUUGCCGUCCCACGCAUGUACCAGCACUGCCACAACAACGCGGGCUCCAGCUCGGGCGGCAACGCGGGCGGCAAUGCGGGCGGCAACAACAACCAGGGCGGCAACCCUCGGAAGAUAGCGCUGAGCAAGCUCGAGUCGAUUCUCCACGCAGGGGAGAAGGCUCGGAAUUUUCUAGCCAGGGAGUUGGAGCAAGCAGGAAUGAUAUCAGCCCAAGCGCUGCAGCAGGCAAUGAAUCUCUGCCCGGAAAAGCAACUCCAUCAGCUGAACGUAAUCGGGGGUACAUUGCGGGUAUACCUCUCCCCGUACGUGCACGGGCAGCGGUACACGUCGUUCGGGCGGCAUUUCACGAUGCCUGAGAAGCUUAACGAGGUGGUGGAGCGGCUGGUGCCUUAUAUGGAGGAGGGGGACGUGCUGGUGGAUUUCUGCUGCGGGGCGAACCACUUCUCGCUGAUCGCAAGGCAUCGGCUUGAGGAGGCGGGGAAGCGGUGUGGGUUUGCGAAUUUCGACAUCAUGCGGCCUCCCAAUGAGUUCUGCUUUGUUAAGCGGGACUGGUUCUCCGUCAAGAGGAACCAGCUCCCUCACAGCAAUCGCCUUAUCAUGGGCCUCAACCCGCCCUUCGGCGUGCGAGGGCAACUCGCUUCGAAUUUUUCGAGCCGUGCCGCCUCCGUCUUCCGACCCAAGCUCAUCAUUCUCAUUGUCCCUCCGGAGACGCGACAGCUGGGCCCACUUGGGUAUACGCUACUGUGGAGGGACGAGAAGAUUUUUGAGAAUCGCGCAUUCUACUUGCCAGGCUCGCAUGAUAAGGACAACAAGACAAUGAACCAAUGGAAUAACAUCCCCCCGCCUUUAUACCUCUGGUGCCGCAAUGACCUCGUCCACCACUACGGUCCUUUGGCUGACCACCUCGGGCACACAAGGGGCCUCUUCUCUUCUCCACGGCCCAUGCCUCCCUCGCUGCUCGCAGAGCUAAAAGUUGCAACCUCCAUCUCCACCACAGGUCUCGACCCUGGUUCCAUCGCUGCUGCUGAAUCGCAAUCUCUUAUACUUCUCGGACCUAACAUCUGGGCUCGGGCUGGCUGUGGCUUGGCUGAGGGAAGAGCUUCGGGAGAUGAAGUUGGGGGUGCUGAUGAAGGUGGUGGUGUUGCUGGUGGUGGUGAUGUUGGCGGUGGUGGUGAUGAUGCUGCGGCUGGUGCUGCUGUUGGUAACGGGGAUGGAGGGCAGCAGCUAUAUUUGGAAGAGAGGGAGAAUGAAGGAGAGGAGAUGGUUGGGCUGGAUGUCCUGGGCAUUGAUAAGGGCGGAGGAGGAGGAGAAGGAGAGCAGGAGGGUAGAAAGAUGAGCUGGGCAGAGCAGCAACACCACAGGCGUGGGCGAGAAAGGGGUGGGCAUGGAGGAGAGGGGGCACGGUACGAGAGAGAGAGGGGCCGGCACGAGCAAGGAGGGCAUCUACGGCAGGGUUAUGGUGAAGUGCAUGACAGGGGCUAUGGUGAGGGGCGUGAUAGGGGCGGCCAUUACAGUAGAGACCGCGGGCGAAGCGCAGAGAGAGUGGCUGGUGGCUGUCUGGAGCGUGGGGGUGAUAGAGUUGUUGAGAGGGGUGGUGAUGGGAGUCAGUAUGGUGUGAGGGAGCGCGAGCAUCGGUACAUGCGUGGGAGGGAUGUGGAUGGGGAAGAGAGAAGGGAGGGGGGGUAUGAGGAGCGGGGUGGUGGGAGGAGAGGAGAGGAGGCGUGGAACGAGCGGCGCGAGAGAAACCCUCAAAACUCCCUCUCAGGCGCCAUUGGGGUCCCCAUUUCAUUCGGCCAACAACUGGGCGGUGCGCUCUCUGCUGCCAACAGUGUUCCCUUGGGCGGUCAGGGCAUGCAAGGAGGAGUGGUGUCUGCUGUUCCUCCUGGGUUCGGCCCGGACCAAGGGCAGCAAGGUGGCUUUCUUUUUCCUGGAGAAGGAGAGGGCGGCUUGAGGCAGCACGAGUCACUUCAAUAUAGCUGUCUCUUCGCCAACAGUGUUCCCUUGGGCGGUCCCGGCAUGCAGGGGAGGGGGCUGGAGGCAGCACGAGGUGAGUGCGAGGCAGAGGGAUUAGGCCAGCCCCUGGGGGGUGCGCUCUCUGCUGCCAACAGUGUUCCCUUGGGAGGUGCGCUCUCUGCUGCCAACAGUGUUCCCUUGGGAGGUGCGCUCUCUGCUGCCAACAGUGUUCCCUUGGGAGGUGCGCUCUCUGCUGCCAACAGUGUUCCCUUGGGAGGUGCGCUCUCUGCUGCCAACAGUGUUCCCUUGGGAGGUGCGCUCUCUGCUGCCAACAGUGUUCCCUUGGGAGGUGCGCUCUCUGCUGCCAACAGUGUUCCCUUGGGAGGUGCGCUCUCUGCUGCCAACAGUGUUCCCUUGGGCGGCCCCGGCAUGCAGGGGAGGGUGGUGGCUGGCUGCUGUGCCUCCUGGCAGGGUUUGCGUGCUGCUGGCGGCCCGGGGGGGGCUGCUGCUGUACUCGUUAGUAGCUCUGGGCGCAUCCUCAGAGGAGCCGACCAGAUGGAGAGUUUCCUGCGCAACGCAGAGAGGCUCGAGGCGGCGGGAGGAGCAGCAAUUGGGGGAGCCGAUCAAAUGGAGAGUUUCUUGCGCAACGCGGAGAGGCUGGAGGCAGCAGGAGCAGCGGCAGGAGGAGCAGGAGGGGGACGGGGAGGAGGAGGGGGAGAAGGGGGGUUUGGGAUGGCUGGAGGUGGUUUGGGCUCUCCCACCCCACAGCUGCAGUCUGCAGCAGCAGCGGGUGCAUUGGGUGCUGGUGAUGCAGGGAGGGGGGAUUUCGGCAGCUUUCUCCGCAAUGCAGAGCGGUUGGAAGCGGUGCAUGGGGGGAGAUAUGGGGAGAUGCGCGGUGACAUGGGUGGGGGCAUGGGAGGGGCCAUGGGUGGGCUGCAAGGAGAUCUGGCAGGCGGCAUGAGAAGCGCAUCCAUGGGACCCAUGGGGCCUGUGAUCCGCAUGCACGUACCGCCGUUCGACCCGCAUGCGCCCCCACCGCCUCACGUGUCUCUCCGUGGGCCCAUUCCCCCGGGCUUUGAAGAUGGACCCGCCUUUCCAGAGCGGCGUUUCGGAGGUGCACCGCCUCACAUGCAGCAGCAGCAGCAGCUGGGAGAUCCAAUGGAGCCUCUUACUGAGGUUGCGCCGGUGACUGUGCGGAUGGUCGGCACGCAUCGUGUGAUGGUUGUUGCAGAUUCGCCCGUCCGCCCACCACCGAUGGAGCUCCCGAGGUCCAUGGAUCCCUUUUCCCCCAACAUGCCACUCGAAAUGCAAGGCGGAAGGCCUCCCUUCUUCUCCCAGCAGCAGCAACAGCAGAUGCCGCCACAGCAUUUUGGUGAAAGCGUCCAGAUUCGUGGAAUUCACGAGCGGGGGUUCCCGGGACCGCCUCACCACAUGAUGCAAGGCCCGCCGGACCUUCUUCCUCCACGUGGUGAUUCUUUUCGACCGCAAGGCCCCCGAGGAGAAUUCUUCCCUUCUCCUCAAGGGGGACCACAUGGGCCUCCCCCAUAUGGCCCUCCCCUUCGUGGGCCCCCGUUUGGCCCGCCACCAUUUCUCAAUGAUCAAGGACCUAGAGGGCCUUUCCGUGGCUUUCCCCCCAUGGACCCCCGUGGAGGAGUGGAGGACCAUCCGCGUUUUGGUGGUCGAGGCCCGUUCGAUGGUGCCGGUGGUCCGAAUAUUGGGGCCCGCGUGCUACACGUUGCAUUCUUCGCGGCACUGGUGGCCCUUGCCUACUCGGACGACGAUAAGGAUUUUGAGCGUUUUAACUCUCUGCUGAUUGGAGCCAACGAGGUUCCAAAGAACAACACCGAAGCUGCCAGGAAAGCUGUCGGGGACAAACGAGGGAUGGUCCACAUGAAGCUUAAGAUCUACAAGGAGGAUGGCAAGCCUACAUGGCUGGAGUAUUCGGUGAAAGCGUUGAAGCUGGAAGGCGAGAUGCCGCCAACCAAGACGCACAUACACCCAGGGAACAAGGGGCAGAACAACCCCGUGCUGCUGGACCUGCCGUGCUCGUACGAGAGGAAGAGCCGCACCGACUGGCGCUGCAAGGGCUCCCUCGGGAAGAAGGAGCACGAACGCACCAACGACCUCGUGUCAGCGCUUAAGGAUAUCUCCAAGAAUCCGAAGGGGCACUAUGGGAAUAUUCACACGAAGAAGUAUUCUGAUGGUGCCGUGCGUGGUCAGCUCUCCAGGGGCUAG